Messenger RNA from Kogia breviceps (pygmy sperm whale), 2248 nucleotides. It is a transcript of the gene RNF170, whose product is annotated as ring finger protein 170. Gene Ontology annotation, molecular function: ubiquitin protein ligase activity. Lineage: Eukaryota; Metazoa; Chordata; Mammalia; Artiodactyla; Physeteridae. The record is from RefSeq and is a predicted model, not a curated record.
CCGUUCCAGAGGGUGAACCUCUGCAGGGUUACCGAUGAAUCGUUAGGCGAUACAGCAUGUGCAGAAAAGUGCACACAACGGACAUGCCUGGAGGGUAAUCAGUAAUAAAACACGCAGAUUGGCUUCUUUCCAUACUGAGGUGGUGGCAUAAUACCUCAUUUUUGAGCCAGCAGUGCCUGCAGUUCCUUUUUGGACUCCUGUGAUAAGAAAAACUACUGGCGGAAGUUAACUACUGAAGCCCCGACAGACCUGGAAUGGCCAAAUAUCAAGGUGAAGUUCACAGUUUGAAACUGGAUGAUGAUUCAGUCAUAGAAGGCGUAAGUGACCAAGUACUUGUGGCAGUUGUGGUCAGUUUCGCUUUGAUUGCUACCCUGGUAUAUGCACUUUUCAGCAGAAAUGCACAUCAAAACAUUCACCCGGAAAACCAAGAGCUAGUACGGGUGCUUCGGGAACAACUUCAAACAGAACAGGAUGCACCCCGUGCUGCCCGACAGCAGUUCUACACUGACAUGUCCUGUCCGAUCUGUUUACAUCAAGCUUCCCUCCCUGUUGAAACAAACUGUGGACAUCUCUUUUGUGGUACCUGUAUUGUGGCGUACUGGCGAUACGGUUCAUGGCUUGGGGCAAUCAGUUGUCCAAUCUGUAGACAAACGGUAACUUUACUGCUAACAGUAUUUGGCGAAAAUGACCAGUCUCAGGAUGCUGUAUCAUUGCAUCAAGAUAUUAAUGAUUAUAACCGGAGAUUCUCGGGGCAGCCCAGAUCUAUUAUGGAAAGAAUUAUGGACCUACCCACUUUACUGAGGCAUGCAUUCAGGGAGGUGUUUUCUGUCGGAGGCCUUUUCUGGAUGUUCCGUAUCAGGAUAAUACUUUGUUUAAUGGGGGCUUUUUUCUAUCUUAUAUCGCCUCUAGAUUUUGUGCCUGAAGCCCUGUUUGGAAUUCUAGGCUUUCUCGAUGAUUUCUUUGUCGUCUUUUUGUUGCUCAUCUACAUCUCUAUUAUGUACCGAGAAGUGGUAACACAGAGACUCAACAGAUGAGAAAAUGAGUGCACUAAGAUAUUUGAGCCAAUGUGUAAAAUCAAACAAAAGGACCGUGGCAGUUUAAAGCAUUUGAAUAUUAUCUUACGAGUUUAAAACCACUGUAUGACAAACAUUUGAUUGUCAUUUGGCAAAUGCCUAGCAAUAUAUGACUGGAAUUUUUACAUGUUGCAGGUUCCAAUAGUAAGGUUAGAAUUAUAGUGAUUUACAACUGUAUCUUCAUUCUGUGUUGUCUAUAAAGUUGUGGGAAAAAUAUGGAAUUAUAUAAAAUGGGAUGCUUCUAUAUCUUCUCCCCCACCAAACUAUUCAGGUUAACCGGAUGUAUAGUAAGGUAUCGUCAAAUGUACAGUUUAUCCAAUUCAUGCUUCUCGGUGAGUACCUACAUGAUAAUAUAUUGCUGUGAGACUCACCUACGUAUUUUGGUUACAAUAAAAUAUUGUACAAUAUUGGGGAAAAGUCAGUGUUUCUUUGAGUAGCUAGGUUUUGUUCAUUUGGAGCAGUUCUGCUUUUCCAUUCUGAUACAAUUCUUUGCUACCAGCUGAAGGGGAAAGAAGAAACUUGAACUUCGUGAAUUUGAUUUCAUAUUCUGGUUUACAGAACACUUCCUUAAGCGACAGGAGAAUUAACAAGUUGUGAGACACUGGACUCCAGUCAGCACGCUUGAUAUUCUCAGUUGUGGCAUUUCAGUUAAGAGUUCGGUCCUUUUUUACGAACAGUAUAUGAAAGUUACUUGUAAAGGGAAUUUUUGUUUCAGGAACCUGGGUGAUACCGCAGACACAUAGCAGUUUGGUGCGUUCCCGAGGAAGGUGCUUCUCCGUAGCUGUGAGCAUCAAAGACCUGAGGAGGGUACCAGGAACACAAUUUAAAUCUGACAAGAGAAAUUACUGGUGAGCUAUAGCAGCACAAUGUACAGAUCUGGCUAGUUUUCUCUUGUCAGGACACUUCUGUAAUACUGUCCCUAGAUGACAGACUAUAGUCCCGAUUCGUCAGGCCUUGUGCAGACUGAGAUGAUUCCGCAGGAGCGUUAUCUUGGUUUUGGGGUGACUACAGCAUAAGUACUUAACGCUCUCUUAUGCGGUGUUCUGUCUGAUAAGAAUCAAAACGGCGAGUGUUACGAAAUCUCAACUCCCUCCGCCGGCACUGGCCUUGAGUGACCUUGACAGCAGGGCUAGCCACUGACCCCCAGGGCUCGGGCAGCGCCAGCUCUGCGCCUG